Fusarium redolens is the source of this 1926-nucleotide messenger RNA. RefSeq lists its product as uncharacterized. The record is from RefSeq and is a predicted model, not a curated record. NCBI's taxonomy places the organism in Eukaryota, Fungi, Ascomycota, Sordariomycetes, Hypocreales, Nectriaceae. The coding region runs from base 1 to 1926 and encodes 641 amino acids. The transcript has a single exon.
AUGGAAACCUUCUCAACACAACAACGCAAACACCACGACAUCAAUAUUACAACCAAAGAUGUUUCUUCACAAGGAUCCAAACCUGGCCCCAUUCGGUCCUGGCUAUGGGAGACUUUGUCAUUACUGUUGGCUCUCGGCUUGCUGAUAGCUACUAUCGUCAUUCCAGCACAGAACAACAAUAGAGUCUUGAAACCAUGGCCAUACGACAUUAGCCUCAACACAAUUAUUGCUAUCCUUAGCACCUUUAUGAGAGCUUCGAUGUUACUUGUCGUUGCUGAACUUGUUGGCCAGAUGGGAUGGAAUGCUAUGCAGAAGCCUCGUCCUGUUUCUGAUCUUCAUCAUUUCAAUAACGCCAGUCGUGGCAUCCUUGGGGCGAUCAAGUUAUUUUGGUCCGUCCCUCCACGCUUUGUGAGCAUUAUCGCUGCUCUUGUCAUUAUCAUAUCUCCCGCGAUCACUCCUUUUGCUCAGCAAUCUGUCAGCACAGUUCCUUGCUCAAGAACAGUUGAAGGAGCUCAGGCAUCUCUACCAAUCUCUCACCAUGUUCCUGGCGUCAAUUCGAGCUUCCAAACGAGUGCCGCCGGCAAUCACAUUUCAGGUGACAUGAAAGUCGCUAUGAUGAAUGGUCUUGUCAACCCUACGGGCAAGGAUACAGCCAUAGCAGCAACUUGCUCCACUGGAAAUUGCACAUUCCCAUCAAACUCCCAAGGGAUUACUCAUUCCUCAAUUGCCAUGUGCAGUGCCUGUAUUGACACUACGGAGCUCAUCAACCUGAAAGUUGGAAAAAAUAGUUCUGGAGACAAUGGUUACGUCGGCAAAGUUUACAACUACACUCUGCCAAAUGGACAGUGGAUUCAAGCUAUUGUCAACAGCCAGAUCAUGGUAAUGUCGGGAGAUUUAGAUUGGGCGCUCGACACCCCCGACUCCAGUUUUGCCGAGUUGGCCAAAGUCGCCAUUUCGAAUUUGACAACUUUAAGCUUCACACAGAGCGGUUGCAGCAAUGUGACCGAUAACAUGCACGCAACUUGUCCGGAGGAUAGGCUGAGCUCACGAACUCCAGAGUCACUGCGUUUUCAGAAUGCCAUAGCUACUUCAUGUGCCCUCUAUCCUUGCAUCAAGAAAUAUCACGCGAAAGUUGAGCAGGGAACAUUUAUCGAGAAGGUUGUUGAUGAGCAGCCCGUUGAUUACAACAGGGCUACCAACGACAUCGCAGGGGAUCGGAUCGGCAUACAAACGCCAUGUUUGAUCAAUGGCAAGGAAUAUAAACUUGCCAACUUUUCCCAAUCCAACAAUCCCUCAAGCACUGAAACAAUCGUCGCAGUUGACGGCACCAACUACACAGUCCCACUCCAGUGCGUCUACACGCUCACCUUUCGCUAUCGGCAAGGACUAGCAAACUUCAUUGAAUCUACCCUUUUCAAUACCGUUUGCUUGGCCAAUAUAUAUAGCGGCUCAAAAGAGCAGCUUGAUUGUGGUGACCAAUGGUGGCUACCUCCACUCUACAAUUCAACAUUCGAACGUCUAGAUGCUGCUUUUGAUUUGUUUGCGACCGCUGUAACAAACAACUUCCGCAAGCAGGGCGUAAGAGCCCCUUCCCUGGAAGGGACAGAUAAGGUCUCGGGUCAAGCUACAGAGAUGGCUAUCUGUACUGUGUUUGAUUGGCGGUGGGUGCUGUUACCGGCUGGUCUCAUGGCUAUCACGAUGGGCUUGUUGAUAAUUGCCGUUAUCCAAGGGUUCACUAAUCCAGGAAUGCCUGUGUGGAAGACUUCUAUUCUUCCAUUGUUGUUUUAUGGACCUAAUGUGGUACAUCAAACGCAGGAGACAGAUUUGGAUGAUUUGCAGAAAGAAGCCGGCAGGUUGAUAGUAAGGAUUGAACAUGAUGAGAGUGUCAGACUUGGACAGGUUGACACUAGAGGGACGGAAAGUUGA